UGACGACACCACAAUAUAUGUAGUAGGGAAUACUGUUGAUGACAUAACAGUGUUACAGGCUGUUCUGGACCAGGUUAAUUCUUGGUGUCUUAGUAACCGACUGAUUCUACAUUAAGGUAAAUCCGGGGCAAUGGUCUUAAGUACCACCCCCUUCAUAGGUCCUUUGAAACAGCUGAAGUGGGGUGCGGACACCAUUCAGUAUGUGUCCUCCACCAAUUGCCUUGGGGUUACAAUUGACGAUAAACUCUCUUGGUCUCAGCAUAUUGCAUUGGCUAGAUCUGCAUUUGAUGCCAAAGUCAAGAUGUUGAGACGUAUAAAUUUCCUAUCUACAUCUAUCUUGGAGACUUUUUACUAUAGAAUAGUUAUUCCAAGUGUUCUAUAUGGAAUUGGGAUUUGGGGGUCUGGACCCAAGCUUAAAGAUCUAGAAAUGAUUCACAUCAGGGCUGCUAGGCUGAUUCAUAAGUUACCAAAUAGUUUUAAGGAUAGUGAUGUACUUUCUAAGGUUGGCUGGAUGCCUUUAGAGUAUUUUUAUAAGCUCCGUAUCUUAACUAUUACAUAUAAUGCUUAUUAUAAUUUAGGGUUGUGGGAAAUUAAUUGUUUGGUGACCAAGAACUCUAACAGCUAUAACCUAAGUAAAUCCCUGAAUGUUGUACUAAAUAGGCCCAAAACCGAACUGGGUCGUAGGUCCUUUGCUCAUAGAUCUGCCGUAGCAUGGAAUGCACUACCAGAUAAUCUUAAAGAUUCUCCAAAUUUAUUUAUUUUUAAAUAUAACUUAAAACAAUCCAAGCAAACUGUCAUGAAUAUUAAUUUUGAAAAGGGAGGUAAUGUUAUACAAAACAUGAAACCAAAUUUUCACUAUUACUAAAAUUUUAUGGUUUACUUGAUUUAUUGAACUUAUCAAUUGUAUCAUAUUGGUAUUUUAUAUAAUUAUAGACUAAUUAGUUUA
This is a messenger RNA of Stylophora pistillata, 946 nucleotides long. RefSeq lists its product as uncharacterized. The record is from RefSeq and is a predicted model, not a curated record. NCBI's taxonomy places the organism in Eukaryota, Metazoa, Cnidaria, Anthozoa, Scleractinia, Pocilloporidae.